This is a messenger RNA of Penicillium coprophilum, 1494 nucleotides long. Its product is annotated as polysaccharide deacetylase family protein. The record is from RefSeq and is a predicted model, not a curated record. Gene Ontology annotation, biological process: carbohydrate metabolic process. Gene Ontology annotation, molecular function: hydrolase activity, acting on carbon-nitrogen (but not peptide) bonds. The coding region runs from base 1 to 1494 and encodes 497 amino acids. NCBI's taxonomy places the organism in Eukaryota, Fungi, Ascomycota, Eurotiomycetes, Eurotiales, Aspergillaceae. The transcript has 3 exons.
AUGCAUUGGUUAUUCAUAGCUUCUGCCGCUCUUUCGCUUUUUCUCCCAUCCGUAGCCUUCUUUCACAGAACUGUCGAUCACGGCCAUUGGAAUGAACUCCGAGGGCUCGCUCCUAACGCUACGUACAACGCCUCGGAGGCAAAAAAGACAAGCCCUCCUCUUGUUAUAGACACUUUUCAAAAACAGACCCACAAUGACCUGGGAUUCUGGCACGGCUCCGGGGAAAAUCUAUCCAUACAAUAUGGACCGGGUUUCAUUCGUCUAUUACCAACAGACCCAGACCAGAACUUUCACACACAAUUCGAUUCCAACGCAUGCUAUAGCCUGUUGCCCUGGUACAACGAGUACUUGCAUGUCAUCUUCGAGGGCACAGAUCAGUUCAGUGUCUCCUUCAACCAACACAACGACGAAUGCAACCCGAAACGCAGGCCUUUUCCCGGCGUUGCAGACUCCGUGCAGGCGGACCGGUAUGUGGUUUAUCCUGACACCGAGGCCAAUGGCGAAGAUGUUGAUUGGGACGACGAUGAUGAUGAUGACGAUGACUGUGAUGAUGACGACGAGGAUAUGCACGCGGAUACCUGGAAGAAAAAGCAUAAGCAUAGAAAAUGGAAGGGUGGUCGUCGAAGGCCCAUCAAAGGGCUCCCGAAAGGCCAUGCAAAAAUCCCAGGUGGACGUCGCGAACUAUAUAUCCCUCUGACUCACUUUGAUAUUGACUUCAAUCGUGUCGUGUCGGUUUCAUUCCAUGGCUUCUAUACCAAGGAGCCUAUUACUCUGCACCACGUGGAGAUCGUGCCUGAUGUUCCGAUGCCGUCGCAGGAAAAUGGCCACUAUCGUUUGCCUGGGAAGCUGCCCAGUGGGAGAUUGGUUCUUCGUUGUUCCCGUCCGAAUUCCUUUGCAUUUGGUAUCGAUGAUGGCCAGCCGCAAUUUUCUCAGCAAGUCAUGCGCAUCCUUGACGAGCAGGAUGUUCGGGUUACUUUCUUCGUUGUCGGGGCUGGGCUGAGGGAUCGGUCAAGCAAUUUCACGGAGUUCUAUAAGGAGAUGUUGAAGAAGGGGCACCAAGUGGCGCUCCAUUCGAACACUCAUCCGAAGAUGGAAUCACUGAGAACCCUCCGUGAGAUUGACGACGAGAUUAUUCAGGCAGUGGAAAUCUUCAAAGACCAGCUGAACAUUAAGUCUUCAUACUUCCGCCCGCCAUUCGGUACAGUAGGCGCCCGGCUACGCCAGGAGCUAGCCCGAUAUAUACCAAACCCAUACAUUGUGAACUGGAGUGUCGACGUUGAAGAUUGGCUAUGGGCAAAUACUUCCACCCCAGAGAAGCAGCUCGAAGCUUUCUACCGUGGUGUCGAUAGUGGCGGGAAUCUUGCUGUAAUGCACUACCUAAAUCCGACUACCAUUGCUUACCUACCCGAGUUUAUACGACACAUCAAGAAUGCCGGAUACCGCAUCAUGCGAAUUGAUCAGUGCCUGGAGGACGUAUCCGCUCCCCCAUUGUGA